Messenger RNA from Didymodactylos carnosus, 1260 nucleotides. NCBI's taxonomy places the organism in Eukaryota, Metazoa, Rotifera, Eurotatoria, Philodinida, Philodinidae. The record is from the annotation of a GenBank genome assembly.
AUGUCCACUCAUUGGUUUCACCGCAAUUUACUCAAAGCAACUGGUGUUGUCCCUUUCGACCAUCGAACAUCACCCUCAUCCACAGAUGCUAUGCAAAUAUGCAAUCAAUUACGUCGAUUACGCCAAGACUUAUUAUCAGCGCUGUGUGACCCAUCGUUAGAUUCCACUCUUGUACGAGAUUUAUUCGACCAAUAUAUAUCACUUAUAUUAGGGUUUAUUAUUUCACCAGAUGGCAGUUCAGAUGAUAGUAAGCUACGUUACACGACAAAAUUUUAUUACAGUGAUUCUUUAACGGGUACUGAAAUUAUUACUGAUGUACAAGAUGCCCAAUAUGAGCUGUGUUGUAUGAUGAUAAAUAUGGCUUUAUGGUAUCAAAAGCACGCCGCUUUCAUUGCAGCAAAAAGCACACUACCGAAUGAUAAAGAUGCACUGGAUAUACAUAAAUCAUUAAGAAUGUCUGCCGGUAUAUUCAAGCAUGUUUUGGAUGUUGAAUUACGAAAACUGACAAAUGUCAAACUUCCACCGUGUUCUGACUUAAACGAGAAAAUUCUUGGAGCAUACUCUUAUCAAUCACUUGCUGAGUUUCACGAAGUCACUGUCGCACGAGCGAUGAAUUUAAAACAGGAUAAUGCACUUAUAUCAAGUAUUGCAAAUCAGAUAUCGCAAUAUUUUGAUAUUGGAGGACAACAACUAACAACUUUCGAUGAUAAAAUCGCCGGUAAAUGGAGAAUGUAUUUUCAAUUAAAAGCUAAAUUUUAUCUUGCUGAGGCUCGUGCUUAUCAGGCUCUAAGUUUAUUGGAUAAAAACGAUGGUGGUGCAGCCCUCAAAGCUGUUGAAGAAGCCUUCAAAGUUCAACAACAAGCUAACGCAUUUUGUGAAGAGUAUGCAAAAAAGAGUGCACUAGGCACUCAAGCUAUACCAAAACGGCAUCCAUUCUUUCUUCAACUCGAUUCGAUGAUUAGACGCAUAAAAAGUACAACAGAAUUUGAAAAUACACUAAUACACCACAAGAAAAUUGCUGAUGAAUGUCCACCGCUUGAACCAGGCACUCAUGGCAUCUUACCACCAGAAGAAUAUGUGAUACCAAAACUGAAUAGUUUGUUUUCCGCUGAUGCUUAUCGUGCAUUCGAUAUCGGAAAAAAUGCUGGUAAACCGUUAAAAGAAGAUAAAAAGGCUCGUGAAGUCAAAGAAAUGAAAGAAAUACCUAUACCACAAGGUCAUGCUGAUCCGAAUCAAGGCGGUUCAUGUAUAAUAGCUUAG